Messenger RNA from Camellia sinensis, 1698 nucleotides. NCBI's taxonomy places the organism in Eukaryota, Viridiplantae, Streptophyta, Magnoliopsida, Ericales, Theaceae. The record is from RefSeq and is a predicted model, not a curated record.
AUGGCUAACACCAAUAAUACAAGGAUGACAACAUAUGCUCAUUUUGUUUUCCUGUUAAUUUCUUCAUGUUUGUGGCUUGCUGAUGCCUCAACAGAUACAAUCUUACCAGGACAGUUAAUCACCGAUUCCGACACCAUUGCAUCUGCAGGAAAUGUCUUUGAGUUGGGAUUCUUCAGUCCUGGGAACGGGAGCUCUACAAUGAAUUACUAUGUGGCCAUAUGCAUCAGCGCUGAUGGAAACCUCGCGAUAGAGAAGGGAAAAUUUUUGUACAUGUUGACUAACAUAUCAUCAAAUGGUAACACUAGUGCUACCCUUUUGGAUUCAGGAAAUCUUGUUUUGAGAGACGGGACAUCUGAGAUUGCUUGGAUAGAUGGGUGGAUGAAGGUAGGGUCACUUGCCCUUUGUGCAUCUAUGCUUCUUCCUCCUAACACCAAUCCAUGGAUGGUACUCAGUCUUGCCUUUGAUCUUGAACAUGAUGUUUCCAUUGUCAUCGGUGACUGCGAAGUUGCCCUCUGUUAUGGUCAGGAGCGCUUCCUCACGAUGGUUAGAUUAACUGGGUACGGUGCGCAAUAUUGUGGGCUUAUCACGGCCACUGGGUUUGCCACGCUCACUGUAGCGAUGCCGGCACUACGAUACCAGUGCUACCCUUUUGGAUUCAGGAAAUCUUGUUUUGAGAGACGGGACAUCUGGGAAAACCCUGGCCCUGGAGUUUUCUCUCUGGAAUUUGAUCCUCAAGGCACGACCAGUUCUUCAUUAAGAAGGGAUCUCAAAGGAGACGUGUCAGGAGGGUGUGUGAGGAAAGCGCCUUUACAAUGUGGCAAUGAUAGUCAAGCCAAUGGACAGAGUGACCAUGAUGGGUGUUCAAUAUGGAGUGAAGAUCUCUUUAACGUUGAACAACUGAAAGAUGAUGACCUUGAUAGGAGUGAUUUCUAUCUAAAACUUUCUGCUUCUGCGUUUCUUAGUGAAGAUUCAAGAAGGAAGAGGUGGAAAUGGUUUAUUCUAGCACUUGCAGUUUCUAUGACACUUGCUUUAUUGUAUGUUGAGGAGGAUAAAGUCGCAAAACAAAGCCCCUGUAUUUUUGACCAAGCAGGGGAGGAUUUACUGUUAUUCGAUGUUGGCACAAGUAUUGGAGCUGCCAACUGCACACUAAAUGAAGCCAGUAAGGAUCUUAUUGGUGGGAAGAAGGAAGUUGCUUUACCGUUGUUUAGUUUCACUAGUGUAUCUUCUGCUACCGAUAACUUCUCUGAUGCAAAUAAGCUUGGAGAGGCUGGUUUUGGACCUGUUUACAAGAAUACAAAGAAAAUUAAUGAGGUUCCAUAUCAGGGAAAGUUACUAAAAGGAUAUGAGGUGGCCGUGAAAAGGCUUUCAAGAAAAUCUGGACAAGGAUUGGAGGAAUUACAGAAUGAGGCUAUGCUCAUAGUAAAACUUCAACACAAGAAUCUUGUGUGGGUGAGAGGUGUGGUUAGAGGUAGUCCGGGAAGAUGGCAGGCACUUCAAUGGCCUGAGAUCACCGGAGGUGGAGAGGAGGAGGUCAAGGCAAGCUUGGAGAGGGAGAGGCUGCAGGAGUAUUGGAGCCCAAGCAAACUGUUGGACAGGUGGCUAGUUCCCCUCAACUCUGCCAGAAGUGAUAUAAGCCCUUCUGCCGUCUGUGGCUUGACGGCAGGCGGAGAGCAACGUUUCAUGGCAGGAAGAAAGUAA